AUGGACUCUCAAAUGGGGGCACAGGUGCUACUGGACUGGAAUCUAACUGUUCUGCUAAGUUUAGGAAUUGUCAAGUGUAUUGCAGAGAACUGGAAAGUGACCACUAGAAGGACUGCCACAGAUGGACGCCUGUUCUUUGCAACCCCGGUGGAUCCCUUAUUUCUUGUGCUGUUCUAUCUUGCCAAAGCAGAGAAAGAGCAUGGGAAGUUUCAGCCGCUGGAUCAGAUUCUGGUAGAUGCAGAGUUUUCAUCCUGUACGAGGUUGUUACAGUGCACAGAUACCUUGAAGUCUGUUUGUCACAUCGUGGAAGAAAAAGAAACUGGUGGCAAGAAAUUUUAUAAAUAUAGUGAAGAGAAAACAUUGAAGUGGUUGACAAAAAAGGUUAACCAGACUGUGAAAGUACUAAAAAAACAUGACGUGUGCGUGGGAGGGAAGGUGCAGUCCGCUACUUUUGUCAGUAGUAAAAAGCUUUCUGGUGCCACAGAAGAGGACUAUGUUCGCUAUGCCCAUGGUUUAAUAUCAGAAUAUAUUCCUGAAGAGCUGAGUGCUACGCUAGCGAAAUAUUUACGACUUCCAGAAGUUGCUGUUCCUUCUAAGGAGCCGCCACCAAAGAAAAGAAAAACGGCAGAUGAGCCUGUGGAAGCCGAGGAAGAUUAUACCAAGUUUAAUACAAUUGACUUCAAAGGCAAAAAGGCGAACAAGAUGUCAGCUGCUCAGAAAGCGCUAGCAAAAGUUGAUAAGAGUGGAAUGAAAACAAUGUCUUCUUUUUUUGGUUCAAAAACAAAAGCAACAAAAUGAGCUUGUGGGGGUGGGGGGGACACAAUCAUUGUUUUUGUUAAACCCCAGGUUUUUUUCCUACCUUCCUCUCUAGUUUCCUGAUGUAUCUUUAGGCCCCAGAAUUAGAAUUAGGCCCCAGAAGUAGAAAUGGUGUUUUCUAAUAAGAGACUUACUACUGUGAAAAUUAUAGUGUCGUCUUAUGAAAUCAGUGGACUUAGGCUGGAAUAAGAUUGCAUAGGCAUUCAUUGUUCACAGUGUCCUGAUUUUGUUUUAUAGAAUUAACAAUGCACAGUUACUCCAACUUAAACCUGCUGAAAUUAGUGGGGUUAGAUUGGAGUAAUGCUACCCUGGAUUGCAUUGUUUUCUAGAAAACUGGAAGAUUUUGUUCUGAAUUUGUUUCCCGAUUAGAAAGAAACUGAUUUUUGUAAUUUACCCUGCUAGACAAGAAGGCUUUGUCAACUAAUGUGCAGUUUGCAUCACCCUAUUUAUCUCAAUAAAUUUGUUUCACCAUC
Sphaerodactylus townsendi is the source of this 1289-nucleotide messenger RNA. It is a transcript of the gene RNASEH2B, whose product is annotated as ribonuclease H2 subunit B. Gene Ontology annotation, cellular component: ribonuclease H2 complex; nucleoplasm. The coding region runs from base 1 to 798 and encodes 265 amino acids. The transcript has 11 exons. The record is from RefSeq and is a predicted model, not a curated record. NCBI's taxonomy places the organism in Eukaryota, Metazoa, Chordata, Lepidosauria, Squamata, Sphaerodactylidae. Gene Ontology annotation, biological process: ribonucleotide metabolic process; RNA catabolic process.